Messenger RNA from Chinchilla lanigera (long-tailed chinchilla), 800 nucleotides. It is a transcript of the gene Sh3bgrl3, whose product is annotated as SH3 domain binding glutamate-rich protein like 3. Gene Ontology annotation, cellular component: cytoplasm. NCBI's taxonomy places the organism in Eukaryota, Metazoa, Chordata, Mammalia, Rodentia, Chinchillidae. The record is from RefSeq and is a predicted model, not a curated record. Bases 144 to 425 code for a protein of 93 amino acids. The transcript is spliced from 3 exons.
CGUCACCCAUUGGUCCCGAGAACGCUGACUCGCGGGCGGAGCAGGAAGGAAACCGCUCCCGAGCACGGCGGCGUCGUCUCCCGGCAGUGCAGCUGCCGCUACCACCACCCCUCGAUCUGUCCGCGCGUUUGUCCGCCUGCAGCAUGAGCGGCCUGCGGGUCUACAGCACGUCGGUCACCGGCUCCCGAGAAAUCAAGUCCCAGCAGAGCGAGGUAACCCGCAUCCUGGACGGGAAGCGCAUCCAGUACCAGCUAGUGGACAUCUCCCAGGACAACGCCCUGCGGGAUGAGAUGCGAGCCUUGGCGGGCAACCCCAAGGCCACCCCACCCCAGAUUGUCAACGGGGACCAGUACUGCGGGGACUAUGAGCUCUUCGUGGAGGCUGUGGAACAGAACACACUGCAAGAAUUCCUGAAACUGGCCUGAAUCGAGCCGGCCCUCAGUUCCCGCUGGACUUGGCACCACUUUCUCCCCACAGGUCUCACCCAGCCGUGGAGGGCCUUGUGACCAGCGCCCUUCACUCCUGACUUUCUUACCAUGGCAUCCCUCACCCCAGCCUUCUCCCUCUCGGUAGCUCCCUUCCUUCCCUUCAACGCAACAUUCCUUAUCUACUAGUCUCAGAAACUGUCUUAAAGUAACAGCUCAGGGCUGGCUGUCUUCAGCCAAGCCUGUGGCUGCCACCCUGCCUGACGCUGGCUGGUGGGAACUUCUGUUAGUUCCAUCAGCAAGAGCUCUGCCAAAGGCCCCGCAGUCCCCCUCCUGGGAACACCCUAGAACAAUUAAAUGCCCGUUCCAUUGGCA